Messenger RNA from Didymodactylos carnosus, 474 nucleotides. The record is from the annotation of a GenBank genome assembly. NCBI's taxonomy places the organism in Eukaryota, Metazoa, Rotifera, Eurotatoria, Philodinida, Philodinidae.
AUGGGUUGUAUUGCUCUGUGUGGUGACUGGACAUUGCCAGAAUUACAGUCGGGAAUGCCUCGAACAGAAGCUGUGUUACCAAUGGCUGAGUUGGUGCAUGGUGGUGUAAUUAAGUUGGCUGGUCUUGGAAGCAUAUUUAAUUCAAAUUCUUUACUUGAUCAAUCAUGGUUGAACAACCGAAUGACCAUUGAUGAAUAUCGUUAUGCAAUUAACUAUGUUAAUCAAACUGUGCUACAAUCGAUGGUUGGUCAACCAAAAGCUAUUUCACGUUCGACUCUGUCUGCACAUGAAUGGGGAAAAGCUCAAGCUGCCAGUUUUGCUAUUCAACAAUUAAAUCAACAGUAUUCUCUACGUAGUAUUCAAUUUACAUUCGAACAAAGUCAAGGAGAAACUGACGCUAUUGCUAAGAAGAUAAAAUUUGGACCUGGUAUCGAAUUAGAAGCAAAUAGCUUUAUUUAUAUUAAAUUUCAGUAA